AAUUUUGACUUGUUAAAAUCCUAUCUUUUUGUCCCUUUUUGUAAUUCCAGAACUCCCACAAGAAAAUGUUUGUAAGGUGGAGGAGGACGGGGUUUUCAGUGACCAGCACCUGGAUAACCUGGAGAGGAGCUGCAGCCCGGACCAGGAGGAACCAGGGCAUCCACAGACUACAGAACUGGAGGAAGACUCCAGCGGUCAGGAGAUGAAGCACGAGGACGUAGAGGUGGAUGUCUCAUUGGUCGCUGUUGUGAAAGUUGAAAAUGGUGAACCAGGACCAAACUGUGGCCAGCUGCUGUUGCACACUUCUCCUGAAGCUCAAAACAAAGAUGAGGAAGGGACUGAAAGUUUAAGCUCAGACUCCAGUAAAACUGCAGAUCCGGAGCCAAUGAGACGACAUGGUGACCAGGAAGAUGCUGCUGUCCCGUCAGACAGCAACUGUAAAUCAAAGAUGACCAGGACCCACACGGGGAAGAAGGCGUUUUCUUGCAGCACUUGCAGGAAAGAGUUCAGUAAAAGUCGUAUUUUAAUGGAUCACAUGAUGAUCCACACUGGCGAAAGGCCGUACCUGUGCAACACCUGCAACAAAACCUUUACUAGAUCAUCAUCUCUUAAACGCCACAUAACCAUGCACACGGGCGAGAAGCCCUACAUCUGCAAAACAUGUGGAAAAAGUUACAGGCUACGUUCCCACCUGGUGGAUCACUCGAGGACCCACACCGGUGAAAAGCCGUACCUGUGCAACACCUGUGGAAAAACCUUUACUCAAUCAUCAAAUCUUAAAAGCCACAUAACCAUGCACACGGGCGAGAAGCCCUACAUCUGCAAAACAUGUGGAAAAAGUUACAGGCUACGUUCCCAGCUAGUGAUUCACUCGAGGAUCCACACCGGUGAAAAGCCGUACCUGUGCAACACCUGUGGAAAAACCUUUACUCACUCAUCAGCUCUUAAAAGCCACAUAACCACACACACGGGCGAGAAGAGAUAUUUGUGCAAGACGUGCAACAAAGGUUUUAGCCGCAGAAUUGAUUUGCUGAGUCACAUGAAAAAUCACCCGGAGGAGAAGUCUGGUGACUCGUGACAAAUGAAGCUCAUGUUGUCGUCCUCCGGGGGCAGCUGUCCACUCCUGUCUGACCCACAGAAGAAGAACCCGCAGAAGUCCAACCACCACCUCCUGUGGCUGAUGAGCCUAAUCCCCUCCCCACAAGGGUUGCAGGUUCAACCUGGAUUUAUGCUUCUCCGUCAACUUGACGCAGAGGGAACGAUGUGGUUGUGUACUUUUUUUUUAAAGUUCUGCAUUGAGUUUGUUUGA
Messenger RNA from Cololabis saira (Pacific saury), 1309 nucleotides. RefSeq names its product zinc finger protein 239-like. The coding region runs from base 203 to 1078 and encodes 291 amino acids. The record is from RefSeq and is a predicted model, not a curated record. The transcript has a single exon. Gene Ontology annotation, biological process: regulation of transcription by RNA polymerase II. NCBI's taxonomy places the organism in Eukaryota, Metazoa, Chordata, Actinopteri, Beloniformes, Belonidae. Gene Ontology annotation, molecular function: DNA-binding transcription factor activity; RNA polymerase II cis-regulatory region sequence-specific DNA binding.